This is a messenger RNA of Fundulus heteroclitus (mummichog), 1355 nucleotides long. It is a transcript of the gene prlh2, whose product is annotated as prolactin releasing hormone 2. The record is from RefSeq and is a predicted model, not a curated record. NCBI's taxonomy places the organism in Eukaryota, Metazoa, Chordata, Actinopteri, Cyprinodontiformes, Fundulidae. Bases 794 to 1162 code for a protein of 122 amino acids. Gene Ontology annotation, molecular function: hormone activity. The transcript has 3 exons.
UUAACACAUGUUAUAGAUCCUGCUCCAUGUUUUUUCCAACUUUGGGGUUAACUUGCUUAAACAGGUGAGGAUAUUGUUAGUUUUGAAUAUAAUUUAACCUUCACACCUUUAUGUUCAUCCUGUAAUGUUAGCGCUCUGUUCACUUCAUCAGUUUGCCCGACCAGCACAAAUACUAGAGUCAUACACAUACACUAGAAUCAGACCUCUCCUUCUUGGAUUUGCUCCUAUCUCAUGUUUCCUGAUCACCUCUGUUUUUGUGUCAACACUGUAUCAAACCAUAAUCCGGAUGUUUUUGAUAGUCUGUUGCUUACUGAGACAGAUUUUUCAUGCUCACGCCCUGCUUCACACCCUGUAAUGAUACAGAUUGAUGAACGGCUCCACAAAAACGCCCACCACAGCUCUGGGUCGCCACCUGACAGACGUACUGGUGUUGUUGGGUCAGGCCAUGUUCACUAAUUUAACGUUGUGCACAUGUCACUGACUCCUUGAUGGACUGCUCUGCUGCGUGACAGACAUCAGGAGUUUUUAUUUUUUUUUCUCAAAGGGACGAGGGGCUUCAGGGAGUGGGAGGAGGAGGAGGAAAAGAGGAGGGGUGACGCUUGCAUGCGGUGAUGUUCUCUGUGAUCACCCUGGGUAACUAACGCUCCGGAUUCAUCAUCCGACGAUCUCACGAGGCGAUCAGGUAUAUAAGCCGGGGCACACUGUUCUCCAUAAAACAAAUUCAUACCUCAAGAAGUUGACCUCAGUUUAUCACCAAAGAAAUUGUGCCUUGACCGACUCCCCUAACCCCAGCAUGCUGCCCGGGAGAGAAGCUGCUGUCCGGCAGUGCGUGCUGACGAGUCCCUGGCUGCCCGCGGCUCUGGUGCUGCUUCUGGUGCUCUCCUCCAGCUUCACCCGUGCUCACAGCACCACGGUGGAGCACGACUUUCACAUCGUUCACAACGUAGACAACAGAAGUCCAGAGAUAGACCCGUUCUGGUAUGUGGGCCGUGGGGUGCGACCCAUAGGGCGCUUUGGGAAGAGGCACAGCAGCGUUGACGCACUGGGAAACAGCGGGAUGCAGCCUGUCCUCAGGACUUUGGAGCUGCUGCUCAACAGCCUCAGAAAUAAGGAAAACCUUGGAAAAGUAAUCGGUGGAGAAGAAAACGAUUGGUUGCCAUGAUGCCGUGUUCUCACCUUCUGUCCACAAACAUUUUUUUAUGCUCUUAUAUGAAGCUGUAAAUUUGUGUUCUUUUAAUGUGCAAGCUCUGAGGUUAGUCAUGCGUGCAGAACUCAUUCUCCAAAAAGUAUCUGUAUAUAAAACAAUGCAAAGUAUAUUGAUUAAUAAAUAAGGAUGAUGUUGGGAUAUCAGAGAA